This is a messenger RNA of Anolis carolinensis (green anole), 13474 nucleotides long. RefSeq names its product thyrotropin releasing hormone receptor (gene trhr). The record is from RefSeq and is a predicted model, not a curated record. Lineage: Eukaryota; Metazoa; Chordata; Lepidosauria; Squamata; Anolidae. The transcript is spliced from 4 exons. Gene Ontology annotation, molecular function: thyrotropin-releasing hormone receptor activity. The coding region runs from base 912 to 2090 and encodes 392 amino acids. Gene Ontology annotation, biological process: phospholipase C-activating G protein-coupled receptor signaling pathway. Gene Ontology annotation, cellular component: membrane.
AACAAUUUAAAAACAGAAACCCAGUUCGGAAAUCCAACUUUUCAUUUCUACACUCACAUAAACUGUUAUUUCUGAAACAGCUGCAACUGAAGCAAGAGCAGCACAAGACAUGUUGUGUCCCUUCCCUCCCAAAAAAAGAAAGAAAACUGGAUUGCUAAAGGGAUUUCUCAGUUGCCUCUGAGAGCUAACGAACAGUGGAAUUUGAAAUUAAUACAGCAUAUGUAUAGAUGCCUGUUACACUCUGAGUCAACACUGAAAAGAGAAAAGGCAGGAAAACAUGAUUUGAAAGCAGGAUAGCUCCUUUUUUUCAUUCCAAGUGUGGAAAUUCAUGGUAGGAAACGCAGGGUGGGAAAGGGAGAAUGGGAGAGAAAAAGAUCGCGCACACAUUCACGGUAUACAAGAGCAUGGGUAGCACAUUGCUGUCUGAGUUUCCUGUUUGCACUUGCAAAAGAACACAGACUACUCCUGUUGCCUAUUUGCAUGUCACUCUGCUGUUGCAUUUUAAAGAGUCAGCAUGAAUUAAAUCCGGCAUCCCCAAAAGAGGUUCUGUUUUUCCUGCCUGGCAAAAGCAGGGCUGUGUGAAUUGGGGGAUAUUUUGUUCAUAUUCCCUUGAAGAUCUGAGGUUUGGGAUUUGAUGGCUUGGUUGCUUUGAAAUGACCACUUUUUCAUUCCUUGGAGGGCUUAGAGGAUUCUGCAACUGCUAAGAAGCAUUUAAGUCAGCCAGCGUGAGAAUCACUGCAGCAUGUUUGUGGAGUGAAGUGCAGGGACUCUCUGGUCCUGCCAAAGUGGAAGAGAGCUCAUGCCGUCAACUCUAGCUGAGCAUGCACAGCUCUGAAAACUCUUCAAAGCUAAAGGGAGACAAAAAGAAAAUGUGUUGACCAGCACCUAAGAGUUAAAGCAAGCACGUGAAGAUGGAGAACAGCACAACUGAUGGACAAAAUGAAACAGAAUUCCUGCCCAACCAAGAAGUGGUCACUAUUGAAUAUCAGGUGGUCACCAUCCUUUUGGUUCUCCUCAUCUGUGGGUUAGGCAUUGUGGGCAACAUCAUGGUGGUAAUGGUGGUACUCAGGACCAAGCACAUGAGGACCCCAACCAACUGUUACCUAGUGAGCCUCGCAGUGGCUGAUCUCAUGGUAUUGGUGGCUGCUGGGCUUCCCAACAUCACAGAGAGCAUCUAUGGAUCCUGGGUGUAUGGCUACCUUGGAUGUCUCUGCAUUACUUACCUCCAAUAUCUUGGAAUCAAUGCUUCAUCUUGCUCUAUUACUGCCUUCACUGUUGAGAGAUACAUAGCUAUUUGCCACCCUAUCAAAGCCCAGUUUUUAUGUACUUUCUCUAGAGCCAAAAAGAUCAUCAUCUUUGUCUGGGCAUUCACAUCCAUCUACUGCAUGCUCUGGUUUUUCUUGCUAGAUCUCAACACAGUUGUCUACAAAGAGACCACCAUAGUGGCCUGUGGCUAUAAAGUGCCCAGGAGCUACUAUUCCCCAAUCUACAUGAUGGAUUUUGGGAUAUUUUAUGUCAUACCAAUGAUAUUAGCUACAGUCCUCUAUGGGUUGAUUGCCAGGAUAUUGUUUCUGAAUCCCAUCUCGUCAGACCCAAAAGAAAAGUCCAAGACAUGGAAGAAUGGUUCUUCUCCCCCGAACAAGACCAAAACAACCAAUAAAGUUAUCAACAGUGCUGUGGCUUCAAGAAGGCAGGUUACCAAAAUGUUGGCUGUGGUUGUUAUCCUGUUUGCUUUUUUGUGGAUGCCCUACAGAACCCUGGUGGUCAUCAACUCUUUCCUCUCUCACCCUUUCCAAGAGAAUUGGUUCUUGCUCUUCUGCAGGAUCUGCAUUUACUUAAAUAGUGCUAUCAACCCUGUGAUUUAUAACCUCAUGUCACAGAAAUUCAGAGCAGCCUUCAGAAAACUCUGCAAAUGCCAGAAGAAGCAGUCAGAGAAGCCCUCCAACUACAGUGUGGCCCUCAACUACAGCGUCAUCAAGGAGACCAAUCAUUUCAACACAGAGCUUGAGGACAUCACUGUCACUGAUGCCUACUUGUCAUCUGCAAAAAUAUCUUUUGAUGAAACAUGUGUGUCUUCUGAGGUGAUGUGAAGGUGGAGAAGGAAUUUUCUCCUGCUCUGUUCAGCUUCUUCUACUUCAACUGAUAUCACAAAAUUAGAUAGUUUCAAACCAAUCUGAUCAUUUUCUAAUAAUGUUUGAUGUGAUAAAGCUGAUUAUUAUCAUGGCUCUUCAUACCUCAUGGAAGCUAUUUUAUGUCACUACCGAAUUGCUUGCUUUAUGGAAACUAAGAGGCAAAAGGCAAAUGUAUGUACAUAGUUACUGUACUUAUGUGUUCUAACAUUAGUUUCAAAAUCAUAUGCUAGAGGGAAGGAAUUUCCACUCUUUACCAUGGGUUUACUUAGACUGGGUGGUUUUUGAUUUGUAACCUUAACUCUUUUGCAUAAAUCUUCCCCCCUAAUGCAUCAGAUUGUAUUUCCUAUUACUGGAAAUUGAGAUAAGGAGGGAUGGGAUUUACUUUGUGCCUUAGGGCUACUAUGAGUCAGAAACAAUGUAAAACAGACAACAAUAACUUCCCUGUUCAAACUGUUUACAAAUCCCACAAGCAUGAGAAGCACAGUGACUUUUCAAACUACAUAUUUAUAGCACUAUGGUUCCACUUUAACUGCCAUGGCUACAUCUUCUGGAAUGCUGGGCUUUAUAGUUUGGUGAGGCUUGGUGUAUCCUGAUCAAGGAUCCCAAGUACAGUAGAGUCUCACUUAUCCAAGCUAAACGGGCCGGCAGAACCUUGGAUAAGUGAAUAUCUUGGAUAAUAAGGAGGGAUUAAGGAAAAGCCUAUUAAACAUCAAAUUAGGUUAUGAUUUUACAAAUUAAGCACCAAAAUAUCAUGUUAUACAACAAAUUUGACAGAAAAAGUAGUUCAAUACGCAGUAAUGUUAUGUUGUAAUUACUGUAUUUACGAAUUUAGCACCAAAAUAUCAUGAUAUAUUGAAAACAUUGACUACAAAAAUGCCUUGGAUAAUACAGAACCUUGGAUAAGCGAGUCUUAGAUAAGUGAGACUCUACUGUACUCCUCCCUAAAGGCCAAAUUAAAAGAAUAGUUAAAUUGAGUCCUAGUAUAAUAAUUGUAUAGCAUGAAAGGAUCCAUAGAUCACAUCCAUACUUUGCUUGCAGUUGGAUGGCUACUCAACAAUUUGGUUCUUUCCAGACAGCUGGUGGUCCAGGCUGAAAAUCCUAUCAACAUUGAGUAUAUAUAAGAUUCCUGUAUCAGAUUAAUCUCAUCCUAUGCCACCUAUUGGCUGUAAUUCACCUAACAUUAAAGUAGCUAUCCAACAUGUUAAACCUAUAGUGGGUCCUUGGUUUCCACUCGAGUUUAGUUCCAGGACCCCUUUGAUGCCAAAAUUUGUGGGUGCUCAGACCUCAUUAUAUAUUUGAGAUUCCUUAUAUUAAAUGUAGAAUAACUUAAAUGAGUGCCAGAGGGAGCCUGUAGAUCUAUGAAAUGUCUGGAGGGUAGUUCUUGGCAACUAGUAAAAUCAAGAUUUAGGGAUUUUUUGGAUAUUUUUUUCCUGAAUAUUGUUCAGCAUUGGUUGGUUGAAUGUGUACAUGUAGAACCUGUGGGUAUAGUGGACCAACUAUAUUUAGAACGAUAGGAUUCAGUACUUUGAACAGCUUCAUUAAAGUCCAACAUUCCAAGUAGAUUUACUGACGUGGAAGCCACCAAUGAUUUCAUUUUAGGAGACAGAAACUCUGUGGUCAAUUGGGUGAUCCCAAUCCACAAAAUCAUCAUCUUUCUAUAUGACUGGUAAUGCUUUAGGAAUGGCCAUUGCAAGAAACUGGGCUCAAAGCAUAGGUAAGCAUAGGUAGGUUUUCCUUCUGACAUAUUUAUAAAUGUAUUUAUUAAAAUAACUUAUAAAUGAUCCUAUAUCCUUAUAGAUAUCAUAUUAGUAUAUAGCCAGUAUCACUAUAAAUAGAAAUAUCCUGAAUACUUCAAUGAUCAAUGAUUUCCUUAGUGUUUGUACUCCCUCUACAAAACCAUGUAACACUGUCAUUGUGUUUCUAGCUGCUGUAUUUUGUUCAUCACUAGGUAAUCAAUUCUCUGCUGUCCUAGGAGAGCAUAAAUAUGGUUUCUGAUUUAUGAUGGCCAUCAAGGUAGGCCCACCAAAAUUAUCCUUUACUAGUAUAGCCUUUAAGAAUCCAGUAUCAUCGCCAAACAAUGAUGCAGUGUCAGAGUAAAUGCAAUUAUAUAGUGUCCUAGAAGCACAAUAGCCAGUGCAAAGUAUGCACAUAUAAUCCUAAAAUAUGAGAAGUGAAAGUAUAAGUCAUUUGCACUUUCUUGCCACCUGUGAGAUAACUAUUGGGGCUAGUUUAAAUUCCCAGGCCACAAUAUUCACAAUGCUAGUUAUUUGCAUGUAAAUAAUUUGUUUUAAAAUUGCAGUGGAGAGGGGAUUAUCUCUUUCCUCCUGGGCUGAACUCCCAAUAAAAAUUGACAAUUUCCAUGAAGAUACCACUUGGUAUGGAAUCAUUUGAUGUGAUAGCAUGGCAUAGUGGUUUGAGUUUUGGAAAAUGACUCUGAAGACCAGGGUCAUUGUCCAAUCCCUUCUCAGCCAUAGUAACCAACUGUGUACCCUUUGUCACGUCAUACACUCUAAGCCCCAGAAAACCUAUGAUAGGUUUGCUUUAGGAUUAAUAUAAAUCAGAAACAUUGUGAAGGCACACAACAGCAGCAGCAGCAGUAACAACAACAACAAUGUGGGGUAAAUCUUCCAUUUGCAUUAAUGGAACCUAAUAGUUGGGUGUCUGCUUUCUUCUUUUUUUCCUCUGUCCUCAGUUUCUGCACUGACUCUGUAAGUAUGUGAGUACAAGAAUAGACACACAGAUCAGGGGAAAUUGUAUAGAUAUUUGUCCAAUCAAAAGGACCCAGGGAACAAGAAAAGGUCUGUGGAGCUGGAGGAAAUGAAUGUUCUUAAUAAAGAGGCAAACAUUUACACUCAAUAUAUACUGGAUUUUAUUCAAGAUUCAGAAAAGUGUUCACAGAAGUAUUAUCCUGGAUUUGAAUAUAGACAGUCUAGCAAACCACUAUUGCAUUCUUCAUACGUAACAGUAUUUUACAAGGAUUAAAUUAUAAUUACAGAGAGAUCUCAAGAGCAGAAUCAGUGUAAUAGCUUUUCAUUCCAAAGGAAAUGGAAAAGGAAAUUUUAAUUUUCUCAAUGGUGCAGUGUACUGUACUGUUCCUUGGAAGCAGGAAGAGGGAUCAAGGGUCCGUUACAUCUUCACUCUCUCCCUAUGCGCUGUUUGAUCAUUCACUCCUUCAUUGUAAUUGGUUUGGUUAUGAGUUAUUAGACUGUAAAUUUCUUAAAUUUCAAACUGUUAUGGAUUCUUUUUUUAAAAAAAAAGUUCUAAAGUGCCAUGCUACACCACCCAAAAUACAGAAAAAAGAUGUGAAAAUAUGACAUUUCUCUGAAAUUAUCCAUAUUACACAUAAUAUUUUUGAUACUAUUGUAACUGGCAAGGCAGAAGCUUGUGAAACAUUGAAAUUUAUUCUUGAAUUCUAUUCCAUCUACAGAUGGGAAGUUAGGACCAAAACCAAUAUCUUCUAUAAUCAUCCAGAUACAAUGACCUACAGAUUCAGAGUUCUUGCACGUCCUACUGGAGCAGUGGUUCUCAACCUGGGGUCCCCAGAUGUGUUUGCCCUUCAGCUUCCAAAAAUCCUAACAGCUGGUAAACUGGCUGGGAUAUUUAGGAGUUGUAGGCCAAAAAUAUCUAGGGACCCCAGAUUGAAAACCACUGUACUGGAGGUUUGUGGCUUUGAUGUCAGGAGUCAGAGAAUCUGGUCCAGGUUUUAGCUUGAGCUUUAAAGAAGCUUUUCAGAGUAUUUAGUUUUAACCACAAAUAGUUCCAUGUCGUGGAUAACUUCUUUGAAAUUCAGAUUAAUACCUGGACUGGAUUCACCAUCCCACUGACAUGGAGACCACCAAUCAUCAUUGUUUUCCCCAGACUGGAGGUUUUUAAACAGGGGCUGGAUAACCAUUUACUGGGAGUCCGUUGAUUACAAUAUGUUUCAUGGUGUUAUGGAUUUUUGCAUGGCAGAUUGGGGCUGAAUAGUAUGGCUCUCCUGACCUUUUCAAACUCAAAGAUUCUUUGAUCUUUGGGUCUUCAGCUCUAAAAAUGAGUACAUAGGUCAAGCCCAGAAAACUGCCAGGCUUCCAGAUACUGUCAAACUACUGCUCAUAUACUUUUUCUCUGUUAGCCAUGUUGACUGAGCAGAUGGGAACUGAAUUCCAAAAUUAUCUAGAAGGUCACAUGUCUCCCAGUGAUGUGAUAUAUUCUUUUAACUGAAGCAACUGAAAAAACCACAUUGUCCCAUUUCAAAUAACCUUUUGUUAAUCAUUUAUCUGAUUGAUGCACAUGCCCUAUUAGAAGCAGAACAUUUAAAAAGAAAAGAAGAAAGAAACAAAUAAGUCUUAUUGUCAAAGAAAAUGCAAGCUUUCCUCCUAAACUGAUGUAUACAGUCUGUGAUCCAGAACUGGAGUUUGGAAAAGUUCCUCUCUGGACUAUGAGUCUCAGAAUCUUUGAGUUGGCUACUAUUCAUGUUGACUGAUGGAUAUCGUCCAAAAUAAUACUAUAUAACCCAAUUUUGUUCCUGGGUUAUAAAUGCCAUUUCCAAAUUGGUUCUAUCAUAAAAAAUAGAAAAAGUUUCUGAAACAGCAAAAACUUUAUUUUUGCAAGGCUUCCUGCAGCACAUUUUGCUAUAGUUUUUUCAAUGAAUGUCUCAUUGAGUCUCAACCAAUUCAACAUAGUUUGUUGCAGCUACAAAAACAAAGUUUCUGGGGUAUAACAACUACUUUCAAAGUAAGUACCAUACAAUUAAAUAGGAAUAACACUUUCAAACCAGGGUCAGAAGAUUUUUCAAAUUUUGUUAGAUAGUGUAAUUUUUCCAAAUCUCCACCCACCCAAAAAAGCAUGUACUAUAGUUUUCCCACCCUCCAUUCUCUUGACCCUUCUAUUAUCCUCUUUUUAGUCAUAGAAUCAUAUGACUUCUGCUAUUAUUCUUUUAAGGCUGUUUACAAAUAGUCCACCUUGCCUUACAUGGGUUUGGAGAUAGAAUCAUAGGGUAAGAGAUGACCUUAUGAAUAGUUUAGUUCAACCUCCCACUCCAUGCAGCAAAUGUAAAAUUGAAACAUCACUGCCCGAAUAGGAAUAAUAAUAAUAAUAAUAAUAAUAAUAAUAAUAAUUUAUUUAUAUUCCACUCUAUCUCCCCAAGGGGACUCAGAGCAGAUUACAGGCACAUAUAUAUGGCAAAUCUUCAGUGCCAUUAUACAAUUGAGAGAGAUGGAGAAUACGUAAACAGAAACAGGCUUCCCACUUUCAUUUCCGGCAUCUGGAAGCUGUGCUCGACUCGGCCAUGGGGAGGUGUGUUGUUCCAUUCUUCCACACCGAGGAGACUGCCGAUUGAACCGCUGGCAUGUUUUUCAGGGGCGCCUUUUACCUCCCCGCUAAAGCCAGGUGGAAGAUUUUGUGAAACUUUGACAUUUCUUUCCACCCUUUUUUUUCAUGGAGCUUAGAUUACUUCACAACAUUGCGGACAGAAUAAUUUAAAUAUAGUACUAAUGCAUAUAAUAUAGUUAUUUAUAUCAAAUAAAAUCCCAUAGCUAUAAAUUAAAACCAUCACAGAUAUUACUUUGAUUCCCCAAAGUCCUAUAGGGAUAUAAAUGGAUAAUUGUGGCCCCCUCAAACAGGAUUUACCCCUUCGCCAGGAAGGUAAUGUCAUAAUUAUGGGGAGGUGUUUAAAAAAGUCCUACUCACAACUAUUACCAUCUACAUUCCUGCAAAAGUGAAAUGGUCAUUGGAAUCUCUUGGUUAGCUUUACAAUGGUAGCAUUCAUUCAGCCACUUGGACCUUAUGGCUUGGCUCUAUCAUCCUCUAGGAAUUUCCAAUCUGGAGGAUCUGCUUUGUAGCUUUACGUCUAUUAAAUUUGCUUCAUCCUUCCUGAUAGCUAUACAGAUUCUUCCUGCCUGUCUCUCAGUAAAACACAUUGAGAGUUUUACUGUACUGUUCAAUAUUGCUCAAUAGAUCUUGUCAACAUGUUAUUGACCCUCCAAAAUUACAAUACUGUAUUAGAAUACCACACUGAACAUGAGAGUGUUUGCAGUGAUAACACCAGCCAUUCAGAGCAAGCAGCCUUGGAGCAGGUUGCAAACAGAUUCCUCUUAUUUUGCAUGCCAUGUUUGCCUUGUCUAGGCAAGGAAACAUGUUCGUUUAGCCCUGCCAACAGAAAUUAAAAUAACAAGGAAUAAGAAUCCAGAAAUGGAUUGACCCCUAAAGCAAGGUUGCACAGCAUCAAGAAAUACAAUUAUUUUGGUUAUUAGCUUUACUAUUAUAUCCCGGCUAUUUGUUGUACAGGAUAUAAUUUAGGUUUCAUUAAAGCAGGGCACAAGAAAAAAAAGAGGUCAGUUUUCCAAGCCACAGGCUGUCUGUGAAUCCCCAGUCAGCUUUUAAUAUUCAAAUGUAAUAACAUAAGUCAUCUUUUGACUUUCAGUCAGUGCACUGAAAUUAGCUAGCAAAAGGUACAUUUGCUAUCAACUGUGCUGGCCAUAAGAAGUAUAUGAGGUGCAUUCAGUUAAAGUUUAAACUGUAGGCGUGUAAUGAAAAUUAUUUCUGCAAAUAAUUUUCAUUUCACUUAGGCUGUCAUAUCAUUGAGCAUAAAUUAAUAUUGAAUUGGACUACGCAUUUUUUCAUGACCCAGUCCAUGCCAUCAUAUCCAUGACAUUUCACACUGAUGAACAAGAAUUCCAUAAAAUACAAACACAAAAGAAAUUGCCUUAUGUCAAAAAACAAAACAUCUUGCCUAUUCAAGAUAUCAGGAAAAGAGGUCUUUCACAUUUGUUGUAAUGUGCCUUCAGCUCACCUCUGAUUUAGGACAACCCUGUCAUAGGAAUUUAUUGGCAUGAUUUCUUGAAUGGAUAUUUUUUAUGACAUUAUCUCAAGGGUGGGGCCUUUUGAAUUCCUUGCCUUCCCAAACUUUCAUAGAAUUCUGCAGACAGCAGAAGUGCGGAGCUGCCUGGUUUAAAACCCUGGUGCGAUAACAUAUUGAGUGCAUCUACACUGUAGGAGCCUCUGGUGGCUCAGUGUGUUAAAGCGCUGAGCUGCUGAACUUGCAGACUGAAAGGUCCCAGGUUCAAAUCCAGGGAGCGGAGUGAGAACCCGCUGUUAGCUGCAGCUUCUGCCAACCUAGCAGUUCGAAAACAUGCAAAUGUGAGUAGAUCAAUAGGUACCCCUCUGGCGGGAAGGUAAUGGCAUUCCAUGCAGUCAUGUCAGCCACAUGACCUUGGAGGUGUCUACGGACAACUCCGGCUCUUCGGCUUAGAAAUGGAGAUGAGCACCAACCCCCAGAGGUGGACACAACUGGACUUGUGAGGGGAAACCUUUACCUUUACUUUACCUACAGUAUAGAAAUAAUGCAAUUUGACAUCACUGUAACUGCCAUGAUUCCAUGCCAUGGAAUCAUGGGAAUUGUAGUUUUACAUGAUUUUUAGCCUUCUCUGUCAAAGAGUGCUGGUCUCUCAUCAAACAAUAGAUCCCAUGAUUCUACAGCAUUGAGCCAUGUCCGUUGAAGUGGUGUCAAACUGCAUUUAUUCUCCAGGGUGGAUGCAUCCUUAGAAUUAGAGAAUGCAAGCCCUUCUACACAUGGCUAAAAACCCGGAAGUAACCAGGUUAAAAAGAUGCUCCUAAAACCUGAUUCCAUCUCAAAAAUGUGUACCUUUGCAUAAUUAUAUAUCCCUGCAGUCAUGCAAAAUAUGUGCUUUCCUUCCCUUCCCUUCCCUUCCCUUCCCUUCCCUUUGUGUGGACUGUUUUAGCGCACAUGCACUUUUUAAAACCCUGAAACAGCUGCUCAGCUGACUGGGCUGUCAAAACAUGGUGCCACAGGCACACAGGUGGCUCAACGGAAGCACAAAUGGAAAGCAAUUAGUACUCUCUGAAGCUCUUUCUUUUAAACUUUAUAAUAUUAAACAGAGCUCGGAUUAAUAAUUGGGUGAAGAAAGAAAUAAGAAAUCUGCUUGUGUUUACAUUAAGAUAUUUGCAUGUGUGCAUAUGAGGUCCAGAGCAUAACAGAGUGAUUUUUUUAAAGGCUGCUGGAUGUCCCUUGUCUACCCUCCAUCUUGAUCCGCUUCAAAGGAAGAUGUGAGGACAGCAGGGGACCAUUUCCUGGGACUGACAGGUCUGUGUGUGGACCUGCUGUCAGGUCCGGGGAUUUUUUGCCUCAGUUUUAAAACACGCAUUUUGGCACUGUCUGGAAGUGCCCUACAACUAACCUAUUUAUCUUGAAAUGACUUCUGAACACACAUCCAUAGAAUUUACGCUCUCAGUUGAAUUUUUUAUUUUAUUUAUUAUUUACAUCAUUUAAUAUAUACCACCUUCCUCCCCUAGGGGACCCAAAGCAGUUUACAACAUACUAUACAAACUAUGAACAUAGUGUUAAAAUGGUCAAACCCAUAGCAUUUAAAGCACCCCAAGUAAAAAACAGAUUAAAACAUUGCAAGUAAAAACAGUUAAAAUCACAUAAUCCAAAAGCAUCGACCCAAUGUCAAUUCUUCAUUGCACGUAUGGUUCAAUGUCUCUUAUUGCUGUUGAGUAAAGGUUUGGUCCCACAAACAGGUUUUUAGUUUCUUUCUAAAGACCAUGAGGGAGGGCGCAGAUCUGAUGUCACUGGAGAGGGAGUUCCACAGCCUGGGGGCCACCACUGAGAAGGCCCUGUCUCUCAUCCCUGCCAAUCGCACCUGCGAUGGAGGCGGGAUUGGGAGCAGGGCCUCCCCAGAUGAUUCUUAGAUUCCGGGUGGGCUCAUUCAGACAGAUAAGAUGGGUCUGAACUGUUUAGGGCUUUAUAGGCCAAGGCCAGCACUUUGAAAUGUGCCCAGAAGCAAACUGGCAGCCAGUGGAGCUGGUGUAACAGAGGAGUUGUAUGCUCCCUCUACCCUGCUCCUGUUAGCAAUCUGGCAGCCAUACAACAUUUUAUGUAAUGUAUUACUUGAUAACAAAUUGUUCUACAUGUUAAGCAGUAAUAGAAGUCUAGGUAUAGCAACUUGUUUAAUAUAUAAUAGAAAAACAUCUAGCAAUCAUCCCUGCAGUCAUCAUCAAUCUUGUGAUUCCUUUAUUUCAUCACUUUUAAACUUAUUUAUUAUGCAAUGCUUUUGGUACGAAAUAAAAAAUCAUCAAAGCAAAAUCAUUUGCAAAACAGCAUCUAACACACCCCAAAUCAUUUUAAAACAGUAAACUACAAAAUAUGCCCACAGCAUGCAAUGGAAUAUAGACCAGUUUAUACCACAUGAUUUCUUAUGGAACAAAUGGAAGAUCAUCAAGUUUCUUCUAACUGGAAAGAUGCAAAUGUUCAAUGGGUUUCUGCUUCCUUUUUAAAGUAAUGGUAAUAUAGCCAAUAAUGUUGAGAUGCCUGCUCUAUAUCAGAACAGUGAAAAUUAUUGUGCAGGAGGUGAGCAGAAGAAAAAUACACUGAAAGAACACAAUUCUCUUCUCCAUUUCUUGUGUUUAGAGAUUAAUGCCUUUGUUUGUAUAUAGCCUGAACAGCACCAUCCAUGCACAAUAGGAAGCCAUCAUCAAAAUGGGUAAAUGUUUAUAAAAUAAGAGGAAAAAACAAGAAGAGAAGGCCAUCAAGAAAUUGGGGAUGAUCUCUCUUUUCUGUUGUUCAUGUGUGUACCCCAUUUCAAUAGCAGCAGAGAUGUCCAUGGUGGACAGAAGCUCAGAUGGAGCUUUAUGGUCACCUAGGAGCAGCAGCGACAUAAACAUGAUCCAUCCCUUUCCCCUGUGCUUAUCGGAAUAAGUGUUAUGGGAGUAGUGUCCAUCUGGACAGUGGAAUGGGUCAAAUUGGGCCCAGUUUAGUUGUCCACACUCCCAAAAGCCCUGGGAUAAUCCAGAGUUUACAGCUAACUCCAAACUAUCUCCAACUUUGCCAGAAGCAGAACAAAGUUGGUUUAAAGUGGAAAAACCCAGGGCACUCACUAGAAACUGCUGUGCAUCCUGAAGACUGCCAUUGUUUUAUUUAUGAUGAGUCUGGAGUUUCAGGCCAGUGUAGACAAACUCCCAAAAUCUUUUGUCAAGUUCGUUCUAAUAGAUUACCAAGAAGUUUCAUCAUGUGAAUUAGACAUACCACUUCAUCCAGUAUAGAGACCACCAGAACCCAUCAUAUGACACAGGGCUACUUCUGGUGGGGCUCUGUCCUGGAAACAUCAUAGGAUGAAGCCCUUAGAACACAGAUGGCAACCUACCUUCUCAUUAGGUAAGCCAGGGAAAACACAGGAGGAAGCGGGCCAGCGGCAUUUUCUCUUAUGUGAUGAGGAAGGAGGCGAUGCAGGGCACUGCCUGAUGGUUUACCCCGCUACACGCCAGAUUUGCCCUACUGCCCACUGUCCUCCAGCUUGAGGAAUUCAAUGUUAGUGGGGAGAUGGUGGCAGGGUAUAAAUAAAGUUUUAUUAUUAUUAUUAUUAUUAUUAUUAUUAUUAUUAUUAUUAUUAUUAGUCCUAUACCAUGGAAAAAGGUAAACUAGGUUCAUGCUCUUUUCCAUUUCGUAAAGUUUGAAUAUCCAUUUCUUUUAGUUUUGGCUCCCAGCCCUGUAGAACAAGACACUGUCAAAUAAUGGCCAUCUCAAACAAGUCUCAAGCAGUUCUUGAGAAAGAUUGUAUUCAGUGUUCAAUACUAAAACACUGGCCAAAUGAAAAGGCUGUUAUUGGAAUUGGGAAACUAAAUAAUUCUAAAUCUCACCUUUUUGAAAACAUAUGUAUGCAAAAUUAAAUGUAAAUAUAUUCUGAGUAAAUGGAAAUACAUUGUGUUAUUCUGAAAUGGGUAAAUUUGCUGCAAGUUAAUUUUACAUUAGCAUAAUUAUACUUUGUGUGACUAUGCUUUGUACAUAAGAGGAAACAGAAUUAUUUGUGCAUGUAAAGCCAAAGUGGGCAAACGUUAUUCUGGUAUAUGAAGAAAAUAUGGCUCCUUAGCUUUUUUGUUUGUUUGAACUGAUGUGAUUAAAUAUAAAAUAUAUUUCUGAUUUGUGAAUCUAAUUUUUGUAUUCCAAACUUUGUGACAGUAUCCAUGGAAAAGGUUGUCUUUGCUUGCUCUAAAUAUUUUAAUUCCUGUGUUUUAGAUUCCAUUAAUGAAAUUAUGGAUUUUAAUAUGUACAGAUUUUAUAUAUUUUGAACAAAGUCAUGGUAAUGCCCAUUGUUAUUUAUACUGAAGUGAUGUAAGACAAUAUGAUCUCCAAAAAGCUUAACCUGAAUUCAUUCUCUACAAAGAGAAAUCUUUUGAAAUGAUGUUUUUUUGUUUAUUGAGCUAGGCAGCAUGAAAACAGGUAAAAAUGAACUACAAAGAUAAUUCCUGUUGUUUGCUCAGUAAGAGGUUGAAACUGUAUGAUGGUGAUUUAGAUUUCAUCACAUCACAAAUCACAAAUCCAAAAAUCAAAAUAAACUUAUGUUGUGGAA